AAAAUAAUAGUCAAACGUUACCGGUGGCUCCGGUCAACGGUUGAUAAACCUCUUUCUAAAACUAACUCUCUCUCUUGCUGGGUCAUUCAAUUUUGUGGAGGAGCUUAUUGGGUUCUCUCAAUUUUUACCUCUUGUGAGUUUCAUCCAAAAAAGCUUCAAUUUUUAUCAUUUCUAUUCAAAGAAUUUUGAUUUUCACUUUCUGGGUUGUGCUUUUUCAAGCUUCAAGAAAAUGGCAGUUCUAUAAAGUUUAGCAGUUACAUGGUAGGACCAAGAUAAUUGAUUAUUGAAUCUUGAAUCAACGUACUCAUGUACCAAAAUUUGGCAAUUGGGAAAGUAAUGACAAUGUUCCUUAUACAGCAUAUUUUGACAAGGCGCGGAAAGGUCGAACUGGAACAAAGAUGAUAAACCCAAAUGACCCUGAGGAAAAUGUCGAUUUAGUUCUUGACAAUUCAUCGUCUGAUCUACCUCCUCCUUCCAAACCUAGAGCCAAUUCAGAGGAUCUAUCUGGAAAAGGAUCAGUGCGACCAACAAUUGAGUCUCAUAAGAGUCUUGAAGAUGGUGAUCGUAAGAACUAUGUUGACUCUCCAGCUCGGAAUGACAAUGUAGGCAAUAGAGCUCCUGGAGUAGGUUCUGCUGAUAACCGACGUAGACCUUCAAGACAAAGUACUGCUGGAUCUGAGUACAGCGUUGAACGAUCACCCCUUCAUCGUCAGGCUAGAGCUCCUGCUGGAAAAGAUAGUCCUUCAUGGGAAGGCGGAAAGAAUUCCUACGACAGCAGCCAUGGUACACCAGGAAGAUCUCGAUUAAGACCAGCUAAUCGAGGGGAUGAAACUCCUGAUAAAGGUGCAGCUGUUCCAAAAUUUGGUGAUUGGGAUGUGAGUAACCCUGCAUCAGCUGAUGGCUAUACUCACAUUUUCAACAAAGUGAGAGAAGAGAGACAAGGUGGGGCCGGACAUGCACCCGGAACACCUAAUGAGAGGCCGCAUGUUAUCCGCAACCAAGCUAACAGUGGCAAAGCUCAGUGUUGCUGCUUUGCUUGGGGGAGAAAAUAAUUUGUUGGAAAGUUUGAAUAGUGUCUGUGAAUGAUCAUGAGGUUUGUGUAGCACUUGUAAAUAUCCGCGGUUCUCUUUCCUUGCGGGAAGACAUCAUUGAAUUACAUUAUCAAUAUCAUAUAACUACUUUGUGCUCUUUUCUUUCAAAUGUGCUCAGCAAAAACACUUUGCAUGCAAGAUUGUGAUUUUUCUUUUUUUUUGGCCUUCUGUUGUGUUACUGUUAUGCUCUUAUGAUUCAAAUUAACUGUAUUUAUCCAAAAUAUGGAGUAUAUGAGAUUGGUUAUA
Molecule: messenger RNA, 1337 nt
Organism: Trifolium pratense (red clover)
Lineage: Eukaryota; Viridiplantae; Streptophyta; Magnoliopsida; Fabales; Fabaceae
Product: RPM1-interacting protein 4-like
Exons: 5
Coding region: 399-1052 (217 amino acids)
Source: RefSeq, a predicted model, not a curated record